CUUCCCGUUGGGAGUUGAGACACUCAGGCGUGGACGGGGGCGUGGACGGGGGCGUGGGAGACGCAAACGGCACAUUAUGGAGGACUUGCGGAACGCUAUAAAUCAUUCUUCCCCCGCUCAAAGAGUAAAGAACGAAGCUAGCAUCUGCUCAGGCAGUCAACCAUUUAUCGACACUUCUCAAGUUCCGCUUGCACACUAUCAACUUUCCCCUAUUUUUAAUACCCAUUGACCCUUGAGAGCAAUGGCACUCCGAGUCUGGCAUAUCAGUGGCGCCAACACCGGAUUCGGUUUGGAGCUGGCUUUCAAGGCUCUCAAAGAAGGCGACCAAGUCAUCGCCGCGGUCCGUUCACCGUCCAAGAUCCCGGACAACCUCAGGGUAGAUGGCGUCAAAGUCCUACAAUACGACCUCUCCUUCUCCCAGGAAGAGAUGAACACCUACGCCAAAAAGGCAUUUGCCGCCUUUGGCCGAGUGGACGUCCUCGUCAACAACGCCGGUUACGCUUACAUGGGCGCCAUCGAGGAAACCGAAGACGCCAUGGUCAAAACCCAAUUCGACAUCAACGUCUUCGGCAUCCUGCGCACCAUCCGGGCCUUCCUCCCGCACCUGCGCGCGCAACCAACCCCCACCACAACCCAUCCCCAACCAACCCAACCCCAAGCCAACCCCUCCGCCUACAUCCUCAACGUCUCCUCCAUCGGCGGCCUGCGCGGCUACCCGUCCAACGGCGUCUACUGCGCGACCAAGUUCGCGCUCGAAGGGCUCACGCAGGCGCUCGCGCUCGAGAUCGCCCCCUUCGGCCUGCACGCCGCCGUCGUCGAGCCGGGCUACUUCCGCACCGCCUUCCUGUCGGGCGUGGCCUCGAGCGGCGGCGGCGGCGGUGGUGGUGGUGGUGGUGGUGGUGGUGCUGCUGGUGCUGCUAAUCUCGCGCCGGCGCUGGCGGUGUACGAGGACACGGUGGCGCACGAGGCGCGCGCGAGCUUUACGGCGUAUGAUGGAAGGCAGCCGGGGGAUCCGGUGCGGGGGGCGGCGAGGAUCUGGGAGUAUGUCGCUGGGGAGGGGCUGUUUGUGGGGAAGGGGAGGAGGUUGAGAUUGCCGUUGGGGAGUGAUACGGGGAGGGUGAUGCGGGAGGUGAGUGGGGAGUUGGCGGAGACGGUGAGGGAGUAUGAGGAGGUUUGGAGCAGCACGGAUUUUAAGGAGUGAAGGCUUCUGGAUAUGUGUUCAGAUACACCGGCGGUGACUUCACAGAGGAUUGCUGCCAUUGCUACUGACAAAG
Molecule: messenger RNA, 1274 nt
Organism: Chaetomium fimeti
Lineage: Eukaryota; Fungi; Ascomycota; Sordariomycetes; Sordariales; Chaetomiaceae
Exons: 2
Coding region: 242-1201 (319 amino acids)
Molecular function (GO): oxidoreductase activity
Source: RefSeq, a predicted model, not a curated record